UAGCUUUGUGAAGCAUCGAGCAAUGGCAAAAAAUUUCUUUACAGCAGCAACCAUCUCAGCAUUUUGCUAGCUCGAGCCCAAAGGAAAGCAGCUAACUAACAGGAAAACAAUGAUACAGCACCCAACAAAUUCAAAUGGGAGGAGGAAAACUUUGCCAAAAAAUAGUUCUUGUCCAAGUUUGUUUGCAGAAAUGCAUCUGGAAAUACAUCCAAAAGAAAAUGAAAGAAGGAAGGUUCCUGCUAAUACAUAUUGUACUGACAAACAUUUCACAAAGAGGGGACAGGAUGAGUUAAAAUUAUCCUCCAAACUAUCUGAUGCGGAUGAAGAUGUUUAUGAGACAGUAAGUUCUUCCACUCUGGAGGCUGUCCAAGAUUUGAGAAUCCUUCCUCCCAAACCUCAACAGGAUUCCGUAUACGCAGAUAAACAUUGUCUGAAGCCUUCAGGUACUACCCACACAAGCAGUCACCCACCUCAGCCCACUCAGUACUUGCCUAAACAUACGUCUGCUCUAGAGGCGAGGAGCGUGUCAAAUGUUGAAGGAGAAAGAGUGAAAACACACGGACUCCAGAAACCCUUGCCUCCCCCACGGCCUCUGAAGACACUGCCAAAACAGUAUCAUCCACUUCCUCCAGCACCGAAGAUAAGCAGCCAUGUCCUCCACACCAGGGAAACACCCAGCCAGUCUCAUACUCCUCCAGUAUCAGCAAAGCCCACAAGGCAUCUAUCUUUUAGAGACCUGAAUGAAGCAUCUGGAAGAGAUAAAGAUACAAAAAAGAAACUUGAAUUGAUUGUACAAGAUCAACAGUAUAAAGCAAAGUAUCUUCCUAAAACCAGCUUUCAAUACACACAGAGCUCCAAAAAUGUUUGCAGCUCAGGGUCCACUGUAAAUGCAGAGAAUUUGUCAGUCAAGAGGUCACCGCCUCCCAUACGCUACACAGCAUAUGAAAAUAAACCGAAACAUUCACUUGUAAAAGAGGAAAUGGAAUAUAUUGCCCAACCCACCCAAAAGGACUUAAACAAAUAUGAAUGGUACGUGGGAGAAUACGAUCGCCACGAAGCGGAGGCAGCGCUGCUGGAGGAGAACACUGAUGAGACUUUCUUGAUUAGAGAUUGUUCAAAGAAAUCAAACACCGAACCAUAUGUUUUGGUUGUCUAUUAUGGAAGAAGAGUAUACAACAUUAAAGUACGUUUUCUGGAAGACAGUCAACAGUAUGCACUGGGGACAGGGCUCAGAGGAGACGAUAAAUUUAAUUCUGUGAAAGAUAUAAUUGACUUCUAUAAAUAUGUUCCCAUCACACUCAUUGAUGGAAAGGAUAAAACAGGAGCCCAAAGAGUACAAUGCUACCUUACACAUCCAUUAAAGCUGUGCAAAAGACGCAUCUUACCUUAACAUCACCAGCUUUUGAAUAAAUAUAAAUAGAACAAUUAUUUAAAUGUGUAAGAAGCCAGGUUAACCUUUGAGUGAUCAGCUCUCCAUAUUACAAAGACUUCUGCAUGUUCUACUACAUCUUCUCUCCAACUUGUAUUAUAGUUCCAAUUUUGAAUUCUUGCAAUAUGUUUUUAUCUAGAAGAUGUAACAAAACUGAGGACACAGGUAAAGCAUGUCAUUGUAUUAACUCACAUACAAGCAUUAAGAGACUGACUCCUGAUACUCUGACAAUGGUUGAGCAAUUUGCUUAUCUUGCUUUGUACCUAACACAAGAUGAAAAUCAAACUCAGUCUUGCUUACUUGAGUGUCACUGAAGCUCAUUCAGUAGCAAAACCCAAUAAAAUAUUCUGUAUUAAAAAAGUGUAUUCUUUCCUUUAAAAAUACACAUAAGACACUAUUUGGGUAUUCGCUGUUUAACACUUUAAUCCUGUACAUGUGUGUAUCUGCACAAUAAAAAUCCCUGCUUGGCAGCCACUGAAAUCAAUGGGUGUCAGCUGAUGAUCCAAAGUAUUGGACCAAAUCCUAAGGACACCUUUAAUGACGAAAGGUCUAUUGCUUAACAUAUAACCUUUAGCUCAAGCAGCAACUAUUUGUAUUCCACAUUUGAAUGCUCAAACACACACAUUAGGACCAUUAAAGAAAUAGCCCCUCCAAAGUCUUACCACGUGCAAGGAUACAGAUAAAAACCAUCAGCAGAAACAGUAGAAAAGUUUCCAACUUACCUAAAAAUGUUCCAGAAUGUAUCAAAGCAGACAAAAUGGUGAAGUAUUUUUCCAGCAAAAAAUGCAAUAUCUAUUCAUACAAUUUAAGUUUUGGAAAGUUUCACCACGAAUGUGAAAGGAAAGUACUGACUGUAAGCAUCAAUGAACAUCUUUUCUCACUUUGACAGGGUAAUUGGAAGAAUUAAAACAUUAAAGCCCAGACCAUGAGAUUCCAACCCAACUUAUGAUGCACUGUGCUGUGCAGUGGCACAAACUAGAACCAAACUAAUCUGAGCAGUUGGUUGCUGACUUCCUUGCAACCUUUUCAUUUCUCCAGGCUGCAUCAUAACACAAAAGAACAUUCAUUGUACUUACGUCUCUCAAACCACUGGGACUAUCAAACUUGGAGGAAACUAUUUUGACAUGACACUAUCUAACCAUGGGAGUUCUGCUGAGUUUGGCAGAACUCAAAAAGGAAAUGAGGCAUGACAUAAUCUGCUUUCAGGCUUUUAUAGUCACCAUACAAUUUAACUUACGAAAGGAAUUUACAUUAAAAGAAAAAUAUUUUUUUCUAAGUUAAACCCACAAUAAAAAAGAACAGCUUAACAAUUCAGACAGCAGACGAUGUCAGAGACACACAAAGCUUCGUAGAUGCUCACCAAAACAGCAAAGUUGCUUACUAUAGACACAC
Lagopus muta (rock ptarmigan) is the source of this 2821-nucleotide messenger RNA. It is a transcript of the gene CLNK, whose product is annotated as cytokine dependent hematopoietic cell linker. The transcript has 18 exons. Bases 110 to 1390 code for a protein of 426 amino acids. The record is from RefSeq and is a predicted model, not a curated record. Gene Ontology annotation, biological process: cell surface receptor protein tyrosine kinase signaling pathway; intracellular signal transduction. Lineage: Eukaryota; Metazoa; Chordata; Aves; Galliformes; Phasianidae.